AGACGAAGAAGAAUACCGGAAGCACGGCCAUUUUCCCGGAAGCCAGUAGAGCUGUUUUGUUGCCAGAGGGAUUGUUGUGAAAAUGGCGGCGUCUCGUCGCUCGUCUCAGCAGCAACAGCAACAGACCCUGUCGUCUCCUCCUCGGAGCGCCUCCCUCUCGCUCACCCCUCCGGGCUCUCCUCCGGGACCUGUGGGUGCAGCGAUCUUGGCUCCUGCGGGCGCCGAGCAAGACGGCGGCGGGGAUUCAGAGGUAGCCCCGGCCUCCCCGGACCUGCCCGCCCCGGGCCUCAGCGGCAGUGGUAGCAGCGGCUCCAGUGGCUCUAGCUCCACCGCGAGCGGCGGCUCGAGCCCGGACUCGGGCGGCUCCAGCCCGGGGGCCGGCGGCGCUUUUCGGGAGCUCUUCGAGGCCUGCCGCAAUGGGGACGUUUCCCGGGUGAAGCGGCUCGUCGACUCGGUGAAUGUGAACGCCAAGGACAUGGCCGGCCGCAAGUCCACCCCGCUGCACUUCGCCGCAGGGUUUGGCAGGAAGGACGUGGUGGAGCACCUCCUGCAGACGGGCGCCAAUGUGCACGCCCGCGACGAUGGUGGGCUGAUCCCGCUGCACAAUGCCUGCUCGUUCGGCCACGCUGAGGUGGUAGGCCUACUGCUGUGCCAGGGAGCAGACCCAAAUGCCCGCGACAACUGGAACUACACACCCCUGCAUGAGGCUGCAAUCAAAGGCAAAAUCGACGUGUGCAUUGUGCUGCUCCAGCACGGCGCCGACCCCAACAUCCGCAACACCGAUGGCAAGUCGGCCCUGGACCUCGCCGACCCAUCUGCCAAGGCCGUCCUCACCGGUGAAUACAAGAAGGACGAACUCCUGGAAGCAGCAAGGAGCGGUAACGAGGAAAAGCUCAUGGCCCUGCUCACCCCCCUGAAUGUAAACUGUCACGCCAGCGAUGGCCGAAAGUCAACAUCCCAAAAAUUGCUGUCUACCCCACUGCACCUGGCAGCUGGGUACAACCGUGUGCGGAUCGUCCAGCUACUGCUUCAGCAUGGCGCUGACGUCCACGCCAAGGACAAAGGCGGCCUGGUCCCCCUGCACAAUGCCUGCUCCUACGGUCACUACGAGGUCACCGAACUUCUGCUCAAGCAUGGCGCCUGCGUCAACGCCAUGGACCUGUGGCAGUUCACGCCGCUGCACGAGGCGGCCUCCAAGAACCGGGUGGAGGUGUGUUCACUGCUGCUGAGCCACGGCGCCGACCCCACCAUCGCCAACUGUCACGGCAAGAGCGCAGUGGACAUGGCCCCCACGCCCGAGCUCAAAGAGCGCCUCACCUAUGAGUUCAAAGGCCACUCCCUGCUCCAGGCGGCACGGGAGGCAGACAUGGCAAAGGUGAAGAAGACUUUGGCCCUGGAGGUCAUCAACUUCAAACACCCCCAGUCCCACGAGACUGCGCUGCACUGCGUGGCGGCCUCCCCGCACCCCAAGCGCAAGCAGGUGACCGAGCUACUGCUUCGUAAAGGAGCCAACGUCAACGAGAAGAACAAGGACUUCAUGACUCCACUGCACGUGGCUGCGGAGAGGGCGCACAACGACAUCAUGGAGGUCCUGCAGAAACACGGAGCUAAGAUGAACGCGCUGGACACCCUGGGCCAGACGGCCCUGCACCGGGCGGCGCUGGCGGGCCACCUUCAGACCUGCCGACUGCUGCUGAACUACGGCGCCGAUCCGACCAUCGUCUCGCUGCAGGGCUUCACUGCGGCUCAGAUGGGUAACGAGGCCGUGCAGCAGAUCCUUAAUGAGAACGUCCCGGUGAGGAACUCGGACGUGGACUACCGUCUCCUGGAAGCGGCCAAAGCAGGGGACCUGGACACUGUGAAGCAACUGUGCUCCCCCCAGAAUGUGAACUGCCGGGACCUGGAGGGCCGGCACUCCACGCCGCUACAUUUUGCAGCCGGCUACAACCGCGUGGCUGUGGUGGAUUAUCUGCUGCACCACGGUGCUGACGUGCACGCCAAGGACAAGGGCGGCCUGGUUCCCCUGCAUAACGCCUGCUCCUACGGGCACUACGAGGUGGCGGAGCUGUUAGUGCGGCACGGGGCCUCCGUCAAUGUGGCCGACCUGUGGAAGUUCACGCCGUUGCACGAGGCGGCCGCCAAGGGCAAAUACGAGAUCUGCAAACUACUGCUCAAGCAUGGCGCCGACCCCACCAAGAAGAACCGGGAUGGGAACACGCCCCUGGACAUGGUGAAGGAGGGAGACACGGACAUUCAGGACCUGCUGAGGGGCGACGCCGCCCUGCUGGACGCUGCGAAGAAGGGCUGUCUGGCACGCGUGCAGAAGCUGUGCAGCCCAGAGAAUAUAAACUGCAGGGACACGCAGGGCCGCAACUCCACCCCACUGCACCUGGCGGCUGGUUACAACAACCUGGAGGUGGCGGAGUACCUGCUGGAGCAUGGGGCAGACGUCAACGCCCAGGACAAGGGGGGGCUGAUCCCACUCCACAAUGCGGCUUCCUAUGGGCACGUGGACAUCGCGGCACUCCUCAUCAAGUACAACACGUGUGUGAAUGCCACGGAUAAGUGGGCUUUCACCCCCCUUCAUGAAGCCGCCCAGAAGGGGCGUACCCAGCUGUGCGCGCUGCUGCUGGCUCACGGCGCUGACCCCACCAUGAAGAACCAGGAGGGCCAGACGCCUCUGGACCUGGCCACGGCUGAUGACAUCAGAGCUCUGCUGAUGGAUGCCAUGCCCCCUGACGCCCUUCCCAGCUGCUUCAAGCCCCAGGCCACAGUGGUCAGCGCCUCUGUCAUCUCCCCGGCCUCCACGCCCUCCUGCCUGUCCGCUGCCAGCAGCAUCGACAACCUGGCAGGGCCCCUGGCCGAUCUCACUGUGUCUGGGGCCUCCGGGCCCGCUGACGGCGCCACCGGCUCAGACCGCAAGGAAGGGGACACCAUUCUGGACAUGAACAUCAGCCAAUUCCUGAAGAGCCUGGGCCUAGAGCACCUGAGGGAUAUCUUUGAGAGGGAACAGAUCACGCUGGAUGUACUGGCUGACAUGGGCCAUGAGGAGCUGAAGGAGAUCGGGAUCAACGCCUACGGUCACCGACACAAACUCAUCAAGGGCAUGGAAAGGCUGCUGGGGGGCCAGCAAGGUGCCAACCCCUACCUGACGUUCCACUGUGCCAACCAGGGCACGGUGCUCAUAGACUUGGCCCCUGAUGAUAAGGAGUUCCAGUCGGUGGAGGAGGAGCUGCAGAGCACCAUUCGGGAGCACAGGGACGGGGGCAAUGCAGGGGGGGUGUUCAGCCGCUAUAACAUCCUCAAGAUCCAGAAGGUGGUGAACAAAAAACUGCGGGAGAGAUAUGUCCACCGGCAGAAGGAGAUCGCCGACGAGAACCACAAUCACCACAACGAGCGCAUGCUCUUUCAUGGAUCCCCCUUCAUAAACGCCAUCAUCCACAAAGGGUUUGAUGAGCGCCAUGCCUACAUCGGUGGCAUGUUCGGCGCUGGCAUCUACUUUGCGGAGAACUCCUCUAAGAGCAACCAGUAUGUGUAUGGCAUUGGGGGUGGUACCGGCUGCCCCACCCAUAAAGACCGCUCCUGUUAUGCCUGCCACAGGCAGAUGCUGUUCUGCAGAGUCACAUUGGGCAAGUCCUUCCUGCAGUUCAGUGCCAUGAAAAUGGCCCACGCCCCCCCGGGCCACCACUCUGUCAUCGGCCGGCCCAGUGUCAAUGGUCUGGCCUAUGCUGAGUAUGUCAUCUACAGAGGAGAGCAGGCCUACCCAGAGUACCUCAUUACCUACCAGAUACAGAAGCCAGAAAGCACAGCUCAGACUGCUCCGGGCGCAGAACAAAAGUCCUAGUCCGGCCCAGCCCAGUCCGGCUCAGCUCAGCUCAGCUCAGCCCUGCCCAGCCUAGCAGAGCCCAAACGAACCACAGAGACUGUUACUGAACACUUCAUACAUUCGGGGCCAAACUACCAGUGAAGCUCCUUUAGUUUUUUUUUUUUUUUUUUUUUUUACUUUAAGAUAAACUUCAGUUGUGAACAGCUGAUAUUUUUCUUUUCUUGUUUUUAUUUCAUUUUUAUUCCCCUUUCUCACUGUUUACAAAAAGUUGCCUUCACCUGUAACCAGUCACAGCUCCUUUUGCGCCCCCUGGUGCUCAAAAUGGUUCACUGCGAGGGUUGGAGGCCACAGGAAAGUGACACCUUCAGGGUGCCCUGUGCCCCCUUAACCACACCCAGCUCAGUCUGCCAACCCCCCCAAGCAUUACAUUGAUGUGAGACAUGGCAGACCUGGAGUGGGGGGGGGGGGGGGGGGCAUGGAUGCCCUGAGCCUUGGUGUCCUUUAUUUUUAUCGGCCUGUGAACACACUUGCCAUCCUGGAUUUGUAUGCUUUUACUGUGAUUGUUUUAGGUUAUUUACACUAUAAAUUGGACCAUGUCACACUUCAGUCUGUAGGGACCCUAACUUUUACUUUACUCAUUUGUCUUUCUUUACAGGAAACACAUUGUGUAGUUUUUUUUUUUUUUUUAAAGAAAGCUUUGGGAUGUUUCAGUGGGUUCAGAAAGUGGCAAACUGACGGGAACAACACGGAGAAACAGAAGCUCAGCCUGUGUUACAGCUCGACAUAUUACUUUGCACAAGAAUCGGUCUGUAAGCGUCACAAACCCACGUCGCUGUUGUCUUAUACGCAGGAUUCAUGUUUUAAAGGACUUGCACUUUUAAACAGGAAUGAUAAGUUAUUAGUAACUGAGAAAUACGUUUUUGAAAAAAAAAGUUGGUUAAUGUACAGGUUAUGUAAACAAUGCCUUUGUAAAGCUUUGAUGUUCUUUACUGAUGAAGAUUGGCUUUUAUUACUUCUCGAAAUGAAGCCGGCUUUCCUUUUGGGUUUUUUUUUUUAUUUCCACAUUUUCCUGGAGAUGGAAUGACUUGGUGAUCAGGCUAACUAGUUGUUUGGUUUUUUUUUUUUUUGAAUAAAUAUUAACUGUAGGAAGUCGUCUGUUGGUCAUGUUGCCAUGUUCGUAGAACUCACCACUUUGGGUUGGAGAAACUGGUUGUAACAAUACUACUGAUGACGCAGUUACUCGACUCGCUUCCUGUUCCCUAUGAAUUCCUGUACUAAUUCUGGAGGGGACCCGACUUCUUGUUCAGGAGAGAACCACCGGUCCCCCGGGAUCGCUCGCUCUGCCCUGGAGCUAUAGGAAGGUGGAACCCAAAACCAUGAAGGGCAGUGCUGGCUGGGGUGAGUGGGGGGUGUCAGUGGCGAUCACCUGCUUUUAAGCCCCCCAUUCAUUGGCGCCACUUCAGCAUCAUGCAGAACUGAAUAGAACCACAGACAGUCUGACACGGAUGCGCUCAUGUGUGGGGGUGUUCCCUUUAUGGAUGUACUGUUUCAGUGCCGCCCCCAUCCCCCCUCCCAUCCCCGCCAAAUGGAGUCCCUUCCUCAAGCAAGGAAAGCAAUCAUGUUUCCAUCUGCUUCCCGAAUGAUCCUGUAAUCCUUAAUGUGAUGAUUUACCUUUGUUACUCAAACCAUGCAGUGUAACAAAGUUGAUAUGAAGAUUAAUCUAUCACACUUCAGCCUUGUAAACCAGUCUUAAUAAAGUAUGUGACACUUCA
This is a messenger RNA of Paramormyrops kingsleyae, 5598 nucleotides long. It is a transcript of the gene tnksa, whose product is annotated as tankyrase, TRF1-interacting ankyrin-related ADP-ribose polymerase a. Gene Ontology annotation, molecular function: protein binding; NAD+ poly-ADP-ribosyltransferase activity. Lineage: Eukaryota; Metazoa; Chordata; Actinopteri; Osteoglossiformes; Mormyridae. The record is from RefSeq and is a predicted model, not a curated record.